UGUUGCACAAAUGAAAUGUGCUGAAAGAAAACCGUAACUAUUUAAAAACGUAUUAUUAAAGAUAUGCAGGUAUUCACCAAUGGCAUCAGUCUAACACAGCAAAGAUGUGACGAUACUGCCACUGGCUGGUGAUGGACCACUUUUUAUGAACCGUCACUCGAGAAGUAUCAGCAGUCACCUGUAAGCUGAAAGGGCUGCUCGGUGAUGCAGUGUUUCAGAAUCGUCCGCAAUGGAAAUGGUUAAGGACAUCACGGAGACGGCGGCCGUGGACCUGGGGGACCUGCUGGACGCCGGGGACGACGCCGUGGUGAUACUCGAGGCAGGUGACACGCGGCUGUUGGCGCACAGGGCCGUCCUGGCGGACAGGAGCCCUGUGUUCGCGGCCAUGUUCGCCCACGACACCCUCGAGGCCAGCAGCGGCGCGGUGAGCAUCCCGGACGUGGGGGGCCCGGUGCUGAGGCAGCUGGUCUCCUACCUGUACACCCUGCGGGCCCCCCAGCUGCCCGGCAUGGCCCCCCAGCUGCUGGCAGCAGCGGAUAAGUACGGGGUGUCGCGGCUGAAGGCAGAGUGCGAGCGGCAGGUGGCCGCUCAGCUGACCGUUGAGACGGCGGCGGCCGCAGCUGUUCUCGCAGUCCGCCACUCCUGCAGUGACCUCAAGCACGCUGCACUGGCGUUCAUUAAGACCUGUCCGUUCGAGGUGAUGGCCACUCAGGGGUGGGCAGAUGCGAUGCGGAAGCAGCCGGAAGACUUGAUCGAAGUGAGCCGGUUGCUGUAUGAUCCACCACCAAAAAGCAGCACACCAGCCGUCACCGCCACUACCGCCACUGCCACCACCACCACUGACGCCACCACCACCACCGCCACCACCACCACUGCCAACGCACCCCGCCAGACACCUGCUGCAGCUGCACUUCCCACAUCUCCUCCACCUGGAGAAGCCACUGUCUCUCGCAUGCGCCCACCAGCCGCUGCACAGCUGAGGCCCGCCACCACCUCCACCACCACCACCACCACUGCCGGCACAACCCGCCAGACUCCUGCUGCUGCUGCUGCUGCUGCUGCACCGCCCACGACUCCUGCACCUGAUGACGCCACUGUCUCUCACUUGCGGAGCCUCUCUGCCGAGGAGAGGGGCAGGAGGCUGGUCCUGGCGGUUGAGCAGGGGGCAGUGGGGGAGCUGAGGGCGCUGAUCGCCACAUGA
This is a messenger RNA of Schistocerca americana (American grasshopper), 1201 nucleotides long. Its product is annotated as protein roadkill-like. The coding region runs from base 230 to 1201 and encodes 323 amino acids. Gene Ontology annotation, biological process: regulation of proteolysis; proteasome-mediated ubiquitin-dependent protein catabolic process. The transcript is spliced from 4 exons. Gene Ontology annotation, cellular component: cytoplasm. NCBI's taxonomy places the organism in Eukaryota, Metazoa, Arthropoda, Insecta, Orthoptera, Acrididae. The record is from RefSeq and is a predicted model, not a curated record. Gene Ontology annotation, molecular function: ubiquitin protein ligase binding.